CGUGUGCUUUUCGAGUCUGCCAUGUUUUGUCCUAUUUGUCGCGCUUGAUCAACGCGUUCGCGUUUACUGUUCAAAACUGUUAUUUUCUGAAUGUAUUACGGGCUGUGUUUUGUUUACAAAUAGUGUAGUUAUUGGUGUUGUAAUUAUACUGCUAAUACUUUUGAUUAGGCAAUCACUUUGAUACUUGAGAAUGCGACAGUGAAGUUCGUAUUUCAUAAAAUUUAUAUUCGUUAGCUGGCCAUCAACUGUCUGCAUUCGGAGGCAUUCCGUCGUAAUUUUUGAAAUAUUCUAAUCUGUAAAUGUGAUUUCAUAAUAUUUUGUCGGUCCCGUCUAUGACGCAACCCACGUGCACAUAUUAUAGCGAGCAUCUCAUGCACAUUUGUUAUUAUUUUGUUCGCGAGUUCGAUUCGGAGCAGUGAGGAUCGGAUCGGCGAAGGGAAACCGCGUCGCGCGUCUUGCUCACUCCUAUCGCGUUCGGUCGAAUUCUUUAAUUUGUGGGUAAUAUUGGACGGUGAUUUCUAAUCGGGUGUGAAUUAAUUAGUGCGGGAUAGUGUUGUUGGUCGAUGUGAUUGGGUGCAGCGCACAUAGCGCACACGUGACACGGGACGAGUGUUUGGGUGUCAGUCGGUUGCGGCUCGCGGGCGCCGCUACAGUCCGCCUGCAGUGCGGAGCGCGCGACGGGCGUUAGAGGUGAAUCACCGCUCGGUGCCGUUUUGAUCGUGCUUGUUUACCCGCGUGUGCAUAAGUGCGUGGAGCGGAAGUGCAAGGCAUGUGCGCCGCGCGUCGGCGCCGAUGACACCGCCGUCCGGGGCGACGGCGUUUUGAGCGCGAGUGUGUGAUAGCUAUGUUCCUUGGGUUAUGAGUGUGUGACAAAGUUGUAGUGCGCUGAGGACACUGGAGCCCCUAGACGGAGUUGGGCCCGCCGGGGCGGCCCUGGUGCUUCUCGGGGCUCCUCACGAAGGCAAAAUGGCUGCGUGGAACCGCCACCACCAUUUCAACAUGCUCAUGGAUGAGAAUGCCAAAAAUAAGUUGGGCGUGGUUGGCGGCGGCAUGCCGGAGGCCGCCGGCGGCGAGCGGCGCCACGUGCCGUUGUACGGGAGACUGGUGGCCGAAGACCAGCUGGCGUCCAUGUCCGCGCCCUCAGACAUUCAGGUGAGCGCCACUGUGCGCGACCCCCGAGCUUUCUGCUGCUACCAUACCCCCGCCCAGGCUAUGCAGGCCCGAAUACCACAUCACUUUCGAGACCCCUCGACAGCACCUCUAAGAAAACUCAGCGUAGACCUCAUCAAAACCUACAAACACAUAAACGAGGUAUAUUACGCGAAGAAAAAGCGGAGAGCGCAACAGUACCUGGGCGAGGAUGGGUCGCACAAAAAAGAGCGGAAGUUAUAUAACGACGGCUAUGAUGAUGAUAACCAUGAUUACAUCAUCAAACAGGGCGAGAAGUUCCUCGACCGAUAUGAGAUCUCCUCGCCGAUUGGGAAGGGAUCUUUUGGACAGGUUGUGAAAGCGUAUGACCACGAGGAGCAGUGUCAAGUAGCGAUAAAAAUAAUUAAGAAUAAGAAACCCUUCCUAAACCAGGCACAAAUAGAAGUCAAGUUACUAAAAAUGAUGAACAGAGCGGAUCCUGAAAAUAAGUAUUAUAUAGUGAAACUGAAAUGUCACUUUAUGUGGCGGAACCACCUGUGCCUAGUGUUCGAGCUGUUGUCAUACAACUUGUACGACCUGCUACGCAACACCAACUUCAGAGGCGUCUCGCUCAACUUAACGCGCAAGUUUGCGCAGCAGUUGUGCACAGCGUUACUGUUCCUUAGUCAACCUGAACUAAAUAUAAUUCACUGUGAUCUUAAACCCGAGAAUAUACUACUAUGCAACCCGAAGAGGUCAGCCAUUAAAAUUGUGGACUUCGGGAGCUCAUGUCAACUAGGUCAAAGGAUAUACCAAUACAUUCAGUCGAGGUUUUACCGGUCGCCGGAGGUUCUACUGGGCGUCCCGUACGACCUUGCGAUAGACAUGUGGUCGCUCGGUUGCAUACUCGUCGAGAUGCAUACGGGCGAGCCCCUGUUCAGCGGCGCCAAUGAGGUCGACCAGAUGAACAAAAUCGUCGAGGUUCUCGGCAUGCCCCCUGAUCAUUUGUUAGAUCAGGCACACAAAACAAGAAAGUUCUUCGACAAAUUACCAGCGUCAGAAGGCGGUGGUUAUGUAUUAAAGAAAGUAAAUGGAAAGGAUGGAAGCGGUUACAGGAAGUACCGGUUGCCGGGCACGCGGCGGCUACACGACAUCCUGGGCGUGGAGGGCGGCGGCCCGGCCGCACGGCGCCGCGGGGAGCCCGGACAUUCUGUCUCCGAUUAUCUCAAGUUUAAGGACCUAAUCCUCCGCAUGUUGGAGUACGACCCCAAGCAGCGCGUGACGCCGUACUACGCGCUACAACACAAUUUCUUCAAGAGGACCGCGGACGAGUCCACGAACACACAGCAAGCGCAAUCGCAUCACCAACACGUGGGCGCGCGAGUGUGGGGCGCGGGCGCGGGCGCGGGCGGCGCGGCGGAGCGCAUGGAGGUGGAGGCGGCGCGGCGCUCGGACGAGCUGCUGGCGCCCGUGUGUCCGCUGCCGCACAGCCCCGUCGCCAUCCACUAGCCGCACAGCCCCGACUGAAUCCGAUAUUUAUCAUUCUAUAUUUUUAUUUAAUACGAUAAGUCUGACUGUAAAGAAAUAUUAUGGUGACGAUUUGUUACGUUGUACCGUGUAUUUGUAUUAUUUCGUUUCUUGAUCGCUUCACCGACAGUACUUAGAGAACGUUCCGAGCGAUCGCCGACGAUUCGACGCAUCCGGACGCAUCGAGGGCAUGAGAGCUAGGUUUUUUUAUUGUUACGCGAUGCAUAUCAAGGACGCAAUAUGGUAGAAAAUAAAUAUUGUAUAUAAAAUUUAGGAAACCGACUAAUCGAUACAGACUGCGACAUAAACUGGAUAAUCUAUAGUUUAGUUACGAUCUAUGCUAGUUAGGCUUUCGUUCGGUUUUAAUUAUCGCAAGCUUUAUAUUCUUAAAGUGUCGGCAACUGAUGACUGAAAUUCAAAGGGCCAAUGAGAAUUUGUUUAUACAAACGAUGAAAUAGAUUAAGUAUUUUUGUUAAUGCACAAAUUGAUUCGACUCGACACACUUACUACACAUACACACUUAAAUUAUUUAAUUAAAACUAUGCCCUCGCAUUUCAGAGUUGUUGUAUAAUGUAAAAAUGUUUUAAUUUCCAAUGUAUAAUGCUUGUGAUUAAGUCUCAAGUGUUUCAUUUCACGCGUAUAGGUUACUUUGACCCAUUGGAAUAUUCAGACGAUGUGUAAAACAGAGAAUAGUGUAUAGGUAAUUCUAUAAAACACAAAAUGUACUUGUAGGUUAUGAGAAAUGUUGAAACAUAUAUAAAAAAUUUGGGUAUUUCAGAUAAGAGUUAAUAAAUUGAAUUAAACUGACUUGUUCAACCUUUUUGGAUUUGAAUCUACAAUAGACUAACCUCAUUGCAACAGACUGGUUGAAACUUUCUAAACGGAGAUAUUUUGUAUAGCAUACACUGAAUCACUGCCUUAUUGUGCCGGAACUUUUUAUGUGUAAGGCCCGCUACUAAUUAACGACUUUUUGGUCGCUCGAUAUUAAUAAUCAAAUUAUUGUCAAUAUUUGGUUAUUGAAUUUUGUUGACUUUUAUUUGUGGAUAAUCUUAAAUUGCAUUUAAGAUUGACAAGAAUGUGGAUGCACACAUUCUAGAUAAAGGUUAGCAAAUAUGAUGUACAUGAGGAAUGGGUGAUGAUGUUAUCUCAAGUUGUAGAUAUCUACCGAGUAUGUGUACAGUUGUCCAUUGACUUGAAAGAUCUUGUUAGUAGCGGUCCUGGAGCAUAGCUACUUUAUUCUGACCACGUCAUCAAAUAGUAAAAUUUUUAUGUUGAAUUAUUUUUAGUUAAAAAUUGACUGAAAUGGCCGUUGUUCAGAAUAAAGCAGCUAUUUAUGACGAAUUGCAACUGAUAGCAAAUUAUUUCUUAUCGCAAGGUAUUGUUGCGAGUUUUUUAAGAAGAACCUUCCUAAAUGGAUUUAUUUUUAAACAAACACAUGUAUGGUACAGCUAUUCGUUUACAUGAAGCAUUAAAGUAUUUUUCUAUCGUUAAUUUAUCUAAUAUAAUACGUGCUAUCACUUUCGUUUCAUUGUAGAUUUGAAUCUAUUUCUAAUCUCGCUGUUCUGUACUAUAAAUUUUUCAAAUAUCUGUAUAAUAUUUACUGUAAUACUUUUCUGCUUCAUGAGAUAUAGGGUUGUUAGAAAGAGUAUAAGGAAUAAGUAUGGGAUACACGUUUAAUUUGAUAAUGAUAGAGCAAUAACGAGUAAUCGACUGGCAGGUUUCCAAAUGUAUGUAAAAAUUAUUAAAUUGUGUUCAUCAAGUGUACCUAAUUGUAAUAUACAUUAUUAUAAUUGUUUUAAUAUUUUAGUUCCUUUUAACUUGAUAACUAUGCUAAAAUAGAUGCUGUAUCCACCGUAUAAUAUACAGUUAUAUGGUUUACUCACUGUAACACUUGUGUAUAACUUAAGACAAUUUUAAUUUAAUUUUGUGACAUAGCUACCUUGUUGUGGUAGCGAGAUGAGGGGAAAUCUGCCGUGACAGUGUUUAUAUAUGACAAACUAGUCGGGAUGUUAAGUGAUAAAGAACACGUAAAACACCAACCUUUGAUAUAGUUCUAACUAAAUCCAUUACUCAAGAAUGGCCCUAGAUGUUUGCGCUUGAGUAUGUAAUAUACUAUACUAUUUAUUUGUACUGUGACAGUAUGGGAUUAUAUGGAAUGUGUGAGUUGGCAUGUGGUGGUGCGAUGCGAUGAGCUAAAUUGUUUAUUUCCUAUCGGAUUGUCAGUUCGCAGGCACUGUAACAAUAAAAGGAUAGAGCUUUAUGUCACUAAGUUUUGUAUUUUAAAUCAAUAAACGAUAGCAAUUGA
Messenger RNA from Helicoverpa zea (corn earworm), 4960 nucleotides. It is a transcript of the gene mnb, whose product is annotated as serine/threonine-protein kinase minibrain. The transcript has 12 exons. Gene Ontology annotation, biological process: positive regulation of DNA-templated transcription; peptidyl-threonine phosphorylation; protein autophosphorylation. Gene Ontology annotation, cellular component: nucleus. Bases 967 to 2637 code for a protein of 556 amino acids. Gene Ontology annotation, molecular function: protein serine/threonine kinase activity; protein serine/threonine/tyrosine kinase activity; transcription coactivator activity. Lineage: Eukaryota; Metazoa; Arthropoda; Insecta; Lepidoptera; Noctuidae. The record is from RefSeq and is a predicted model, not a curated record.